Xenopus laevis (African clawed frog) is the source of this 2108-nucleotide messenger RNA. Its product is annotated as cytochrome P450 2B4-like L homeolog. Gene Ontology annotation, biological process: epoxygenase P450 pathway; xenobiotic metabolic process. Lineage: Eukaryota; Metazoa; Chordata; Amphibia; Anura; Pipidae. The transcript is spliced from 10 exons. Gene Ontology annotation, molecular function: oxidoreductase activity, acting on paired donors, with incorporation or reduction of molecular oxygen; oxidoreductase activity, acting on paired donors, with incorporation or reduction of molecular oxygen, reduced flavin or flavoprotein as one donor, and incorporation of one atom of oxygen; iron ion binding. The record is from RefSeq and is a predicted model, not a curated record. The coding region runs from base 316 to 1803 and encodes 495 amino acids. Gene Ontology annotation, cellular component: membrane; cytoplasm.
CCCCUGUAUUUGUGCCUGGGGGUGAGUUUGGCUCAGAUAGAGAUUUUCCUCUAUUUUUCAUUUUCUAUAUGAAGGAUAUAUGGGCUUUUAACCCUUUCAGGAAAUAUGAUUGUUGCUAGAUUGUCACAGUUGAGCACAUGGGAAGACUGACACACAGAACAAUAACCUGAUAUACAGGAAUUAAAGCAGUUACACAAGAUGGUUAAUUAUACGAGCCCAAAAGUUUCUCCUCUUCCUCCUCCUCCUCCUCCUCCACAAUCUGACAGCAGCACCAGCAGCAUCUUUGUACCUCUUGCCUGAGCCCAGAUACGAAGCAUGGAAGUCCUCUCUGCCCUCAUCUUGUACCUCAUCUUCCUGCUCACCCUCCUCUUCCUCUCCUCUCUCUGGAAACAACAGAGGAAAGCCCUCCUCCUGCCGCCAGGACCAACCCCAAUUCCACUUUUGGGCACCCCCAGUUAUAUAACCAUAGACAGUGCCUGCAAGUACCCCAAGUUACAGAAGAAAUAUGGUGAUAUGUUCACUGUUUGGCUGCUGAGUGACCCCGUUGUGGUUCUGUGUGGGUACGACGUGGUGAAAGACGCUCUGAUAAACCACGCGGAGGAGUUCAGUGGACGCCCAGUUCAGCCAUUGGCCGAUAAACAUGCGCAAGGAUACAAUUUUGAAAGUUCCAACACCCACUGGCGUUACUUCCGGAGAUUCAUAUUGACAACACUGAGAAACAUUGGUUUGGGGAAGAAACCCCUAGAGGAAAGGUGUUUAAUGGAGGCCAAGCAACUCAUUGAGGCUGUGUCUGAAACAGAAGGAAAGCCUUUCAACCCCAUCCAGCUCCUGGCUUGUGCCGUGUUCAACUUCAUCAAUGGUGUUUUAUUUGGGCAGCAGUUGGAUUACAGUGACAAGAAACUGCAGGAGUUUAUAUUACACACAAGGAAACACGUCGACAAUGUGCUGAACAAAACCUCCCAGGUCUGUGUCAUGUUCCCGGUGUUCCUGAAGAUUCCAUUCCUCUGGAAGAUCCUCUGCAGGGGGACCUUGCGGCUACACUUGUUUGUCAAGGAGCAGAUUGAUUUUCACAAGCAGACCCUGGAUGCCAACUCUCCAAGGGAUUUUGUUGACUUCUUCCUCCUGAAGAUAAAAGAGGAGGAGGACAACCCAGACUCAAUUUUCUGUGACGUGAGUCUCAUGAUGAACAUCACUGGCCUGUUGGCUGCAGCGACUGACAGCACUUCUUGCACCCUAAAGUACUGCCUGUUACUGAUAGCCCAAUUUCCAGAUAUUCAGGCAAAGGUGCAGCAAGAGAUCGAUGAUGUGACGGGGUCCCAGCGGCUUCCGCAGAUAAGUGACCGCCCCCGCAUGCCUUACACCAAUGCCGUGAUUCAUGAACUGCAGAGGCACUUAGAUAUUGCACCAGUUGCUUUCUAUCAUGCACUUACAAAAGACAUUGAAUUCCGUGGAUAUACCCUCCCCAAGGGCACCCGAAUCAUUCCGUACCUCUCCUCAGUGCUGUUCGACCCGACCCAGUGGGAAACCCCGGAGGAGUUCAACCCGGAGCAUUUUCUGGAUGAGAAGGGGCAGUUCAGGACAAAGCCAGCUUUCAUGGUCUUUUCGGCAGGGAAGCGUGAGUGCCUUGGGGUGAAUUUGGCCCGUAUGGAGAUCUUUAUCCUGAUCUCUGCUCUGCUCCAGAAAUUCACUUUCUCUGCAGUCUCUGGGGAAAAACUGGAGCUGAGAUGUUCCAAGAACGUCAAGAUGGACUUUAUUAUAUCAUCUGAGAUCUGUGCAGUCCCUCGCUCCUCUAACAAUGACUGACCAAACAAAUAAAUCAGGGGGUUAUAUGAUGAUGUCCUACAGAGAAGAUCUGAGAAGCUCCAAUAGACUGGUAAAAACUAACUGCUGAUUGGUUACUGGAGCCAAUGAGCUGAAUUGUCUCUUCUUGUAGAAAUUCUAAAUAGCACAAACAUGGACUUUGCACAUUCCCUAAUUCUUAUUCAAUGAACUGUUAUUGGUGCUUUAGUUGAACGAUGCACUUCUUUUUAUAUUUCUGCAUUGUUCAACUGUUGCUCUCCAUAUUAAACUUUGGUUACACUACAAAUCCCAUCAUGCCCAGUCAUUUU